AUGAGCAAGAGCCGGGCUGAGGCUGCGGCGGGAGCCCCCGAGAUCCUCCUGAGGUACCUGCAGGAGCAGAACCGACCCUACAGCGCCCAGGACGUGUUCGGGAACCUGCAGCGGGAUCACGGCCUGGGCAAGGCGGCGGUGACCAAGGCGCUGGAGCAGCUGGCGCGGCAAGGCCGGCUCCGCGAGAAGGCGUUCGGCAAGCAGAAGAUCUACUUCGCCGACCAGGAACAAUUUGACACAGUGAGUGAUGCCGACCUUCAAGGCCUGGACACCAAAAUCGUGGACCUCACUGCCAAGUUGCAGAGCUUGCAGCAGAGUUGCCGCCACAUGGAGGCUGAGCUGAAGGAGCUCACGAGUGUCCUGACCACGCCAGAGAUGCAGAGAGAGAUCCAGGAGUUAAAGAAGGAAUGUGCUGACUACACCAAGAGACUUCAGAACAUCAAAGCAGCCACCAACCACGUGACUCCCGAAGAAAAGGAGCGGGUGUACAGAGAUAGGCAGAAGUACAGCAAGGAGUGGAGGAGGCGGAAGCGGAUGGCGACAGAACUCUUUGACGCAAUCCUGGAAGGCUACCCCAAGAGCAAAAAGCAGUUCUUCGAGGAAGUUGGGAUAGAGACAGAUGAAGAUCACAAUGUCAAGCUCCCAGAUCCCUGAGUGGGGCCUCUGGCCGGCCUGGGGGAUGGACACUUGUGUUUAUGCAGGCUUUGUUGCUGCUGUGUUCUAUGAGUGGAGAAGAUGGGAAAGACAAAACAGAG
This is a messenger RNA of Suncus etruscus (white-toothed pygmy shrew), 755 nucleotides long. It is a transcript of the gene PSMC3IP, whose product is annotated as PSMC3 interacting protein. Gene Ontology annotation, cellular component: condensed nuclear chromosome; DNA recombinase auxiliary factor complex. Gene Ontology annotation, molecular function: double-stranded DNA binding; recombinase activator activity. The record is from RefSeq and is a predicted model, not a curated record. The coding region runs from base 1 to 654 and encodes 217 amino acids. The transcript has 8 exons. Gene Ontology annotation, biological process: homologous chromosome pairing at meiosis; meiotic strand invasion involved in reciprocal meiotic recombination; meiotic joint molecule formation. NCBI's taxonomy places the organism in Eukaryota, Metazoa, Chordata, Mammalia, Eulipotyphla, Soricidae.